CGCUCUAGCUCUUCGGCCUUCCUCUCUUACACACUCUCCUUCCUGCCUUCCCUCCACCAGAAAUAAAAGAAUAAAAUCAAAAAAAAAAAAAAAAAACGCGGGGGGAAGGAGAAGUUGACGGAACUGACCCUAACAGCUCCAUUCAUUCCACGCCCCUUCCGUGUCCUCAUCUCGUAAAUAACAUACCAUUUUCAGGCAAUUUGACGGAGAAACCAUCAAACCUCCCUCUCUCCUAAAAAUAAAAUAAAAUAAUAAAAAAUAAAAAAUAAAAAACCAACCUUCUUCACACUGAAAUCUUCUUCUCCUUUCAUUUCCUUCUCAUACUCGAUCGCUCUUCUUUCUCGCCGGCACGCACCCGAUCUCGUUCCCUCUCCAUCGUCUAAUUCAUCUCUGUCGGGAUCCAGCUCGCACGUGUACGGUUGAGAUCGGUCGAGAUCUCUCUCUUCCCCUCAAAUUCAGACAUUUUCUCCUUUUUUAUUUUCUUGGAGGGGGCGGUUUUUAUUUGGAAUGUGGAAGGAUACAGGAGCGCCUACGGAUUCUUUCUAUGAAGUCCGGCCAGAAUGCACCGACGUUCCGAAGACUCGUUUCAAGAUCAAGGCUGGAAAAACUCUAAGUGAACGGAAGUGGCAGGCUGCGUUUACUCCAGAAGGUUGCUUGGAUAUAUCCAAGACACUUGGCAGAAUCCAGCGUGGGGGUAUACAUCCAUCAAUCAGAGGAGAAGUUUGGGAGUUUCUUCUUGGUUGUUUUGAUCCUAAGAGCACCUUUGAAGAGCGAGAUCAGCUGCGACAACGCCGAAGGGAGCAAUAUGCUAUAUGGAAACAAGAAUGCAGGGACAUGGACCCUGUUGUUGGUAGUGGCAGGAUUAUCACAGCGCCCAUAAUCACUGAGGAUGGUGUGCCCAUUCAAGAUCCUUUGGUACUUCUAGAAGCUAAUCGAAACAAGGACGAUGGUAGCACUGAGGACUCGCAGCAUUCUGAUGGAAAUGGAUUGCAAGAAACUGCUUCAAAUGAUUUAGGUCCAAAUUCUGCUAAUGUUGCGGAAAGGUUGACAGACAAGAAAAUAAUCCAGUGGAAGCUUACCCUACAUCAAAUAGGUCUUGAUGUGCUUCGGACUGACAGAACAUUGGUGUUCUAUGAGAAGCAAGAAAAUCUGUCAAAGCUUUGGGACAUUCUUGCAGUUUAUGCGUGGCUUGAUAAAGAUGUUGGCUACUGUCAAGGAAUGAGCGAUCUUUGUUCCCCUAUGAUAAUCCUUCUUGAUGAUGAAGGAGAUGCAUUUUGGUGCUUCGAGCGCUUGAUGCGCAGAUUGCGAGGAAAUUUCAGAUGCACAGAGAGUUCAGUUGGGGUGGAGAGUCAACUUAACAGUCUUGCAUCAAUUACUCAAGUUCUUGACCCGAAGCUUCAUCAACACUUAGAGACCCUUGGUGGAGGAGACUAUUUAUUUGCAUUCCGUAUGCUCAUGGUGUUGUUCCGCCGAGAGUUUUCAUUCGGAGAUUCAUUAUACCUUUGGGAGAUGAUGUGGGCCUUAGAAUAUGACCCCGACAUCUUUGCCAUGUAUGAAGAGACCGAAACACUCUCUGAAAGAAACGAGGGAUCCAAAGGUAAAGUGAAGUCGACACGCCAAUGUGGGAAAUUUGAGAGGGAGAAUUUGAGGAAUGGAGGAAAUAAUCCAGAAGGCAACCUCCCUAUUUCAGUUUUUCUUGUGGCCAGUGUCCUCAAGGACAAGAGCUCAAAGCUCUUGCAGGAAGCACGGGGACUUGAUGAUGUUGUAAAGAUAUUGAAUGAUAUAACUGGAAAUCUUGAUGCAAAAAAGGCUUGCAGUGGUGCGAUAAAGCUUCAUAAGAAAUAUCUAAAAAAGGCCAAGAAGACGUAGUUCUUGAAUCAAAACGUUAUUCCAUUAUACGGACAAAGUUCACUGGAUAUUCAACGGAAUAAUAUGGGGUUUACUUGCUCAACAAUGUCGCCUGGAUUGCUUUCAUAUACUUGAUUUUGACAUGCCUUCACGUUGGUAUUCUCUACUAAAACAAAUUCCUGGCUCAGCGGAAGGAUUCCUUUUAGGGGUUUCAGCACUGCUGGCAACCAGCAAUGUAUGUGAGAUUUGUGUGUUACAGGGUUCUAUGUUCUUCUCCAUCAUAGCAUACCCACGAAUUUGUAAGUGUAAUCGUAUUACCUUGUAUGGUUGUCUAUUAUGAUUGAAAUACAGAGAAGGUCGCCUGAUUGGUAGCUUCUUUCACAAUUCAUAUUUAAUAAAAAUUAUCCAAAUUUUCUUUUA
Messenger RNA from Magnolia sinica, 2268 nucleotides. Its product is annotated as rab GTPase-activating protein 22-like. The transcript has 11 exons. Gene Ontology annotation, biological process: activation of GTPase activity. NCBI's taxonomy places the organism in Eukaryota, Viridiplantae, Streptophyta, Magnoliopsida, Magnoliales, Magnoliaceae. The coding region runs from base 508 to 1869 and encodes 453 amino acids. Gene Ontology annotation, molecular function: GTPase activator activity. The record is from RefSeq and is a predicted model, not a curated record.